GUUGACGCCUUUGCCUCCUCGCUCUGACGGCCCUUGACAUUUUUACGGUUCUCGGCGGUUCGUAGCAUCAGCCACCUUCCGAGUGUCGUGAAGCCGUGCGAAGAAAAUGCUCAAGCCACGGGCGCUGACUCAAGUAUUGUCGCAGGCCAACACAAGUGGCGUGCUUUGCACCUUGCUGCUGAACCGCGAGGGCACCCUGCUGGCCUACUCUGGUUACGCAGACAAGGACGCCAAGAUGACGGCAGCCAUUGCCAGCAGUAUUUGGCUCGCCAACGAAAAGAACGCACAUGCUGCCAUCAAUGAGGGGCAGCUCCGGCUCGUCAUUGUCGAGUGCGAGCAGGAUGGCCAGGUGGCCAUCACCCAGGUUGCCAACCUGCUUCUGUGCCUACAUGCCAAGACCAGCGUGGGACAGGGUCUGCUCAGGGCCAAGGCGCGCGCCCUUGUCGAGUACCUCGAGGGCCCCCUGCUCCAAGUUGCCGUCUCAUAGCCAAAAAGAGCCAUCCUGAGUCUUUGCCUGUCAACAAUGAAGUAGGCCCCUUGUGUAGAGAACUUUUCACAUUGUGUGACUGUCAAAUUUAGGUUGGUUGCCGGGGCAAUGGAGGAGAGUGAGCCAUUGUUUCAUAGUACGAAGAUAGAAGACAUGAGAACUUGUUCAGAAGGCACAGUGAUAGCUGUGAAAGAAGGCGGGUGUAGUUCCACUGCUUCAUCACAAUUCAUUUUUCAACGGUGCUAAAAGCAGAUGGAAUGCAGGGAGGUUGCAGACGAAGCAAACACCCAUCCCCUGUGCAUCUUCUGCAGCAUCUCCUCUGUUUCUACCACUAUUAAAUCGUAAAUUGCAGUGCUUAUGAAGCUGGAUUCACAUGACGAAUCAAAUUGUUCAUUCAGAUCGCAGAUGAGUGUGAAGUGGCUGAACUGCAACAAGUUGCAGUGCUAGCAGUUCUUGUGUGAACUGCUAGCAAGUCAGUUCGUCAUGUGAAUCCAAGUUAACUAUCUAGCCAACUAUCUGCUUGAUUUCAAUGCUAAAACACAGGGAAUGAUAUGCCAUGAUGGUUUACAUAAAUUUUGUCUUUUCCUUGCCACAGAACACAGGAGACAAGUCACUCAACUCUUUUACUUUUGCAUAAAAUUGUUUCUAUCUACAUAUGGUGUGCUUGUGUAUGUCUGUUCCUAAAGGAAGUCAUAUUUCUUUUCUGAACCAUAUAUCACUCAGCUUGAGGCAGUUCAACGUUAGGUUAAAUGAAAUGAAAAUGUGUCGUCCCCAAAGGUUUCAGUUGACUGUAGAUGCUCUGCAUGAUCUUGUCUUCAUCAUGUCGGAUUCCAACUCAUCCUGUCAGCUAUGAAUUAUUUGUUCUGAGAGAGAAAAGUGACAAGUUGGCUCAGUACAUAAGUGUUAAGCCAGGUUAUCGGUAAGUUGCCUUUGGAAUAUCAGAGGUCGGCCAUAUCGUGAGCUGAUGCUUGGUAAGCUAGAAAUGAUAUGAAAUAAGAGACGUAGAGACACCAUCUGCUAAUUCUUUUACCAGCCCCUGCCCAUUCAUGACAUUGCAGAUUACUAUGGCAUUUGCUUUGGCCUAGGUACUACCUUACUGAACAAUGAAAAUGGCAUUGUGUUUGGAAAUAGCACAGACUGGACUUUGUAGUUUGAGGAAGCCUUUAUUGCACCAAAGCAGCCAGAAAAUGCAAAUAUACAUAUUGAGAAAUUUGUCAUGUCACAGUGAGGCCGCGGGACAUGAUUUUGGCAUACAUCUCAAAAACGGGAGUGUCCUUACUUCCGCUAAUAAUGAACCCUUCACAGCCAAACGAAAGUUCAGCCUCGAUAUAAUGAAGUUGGGAAAAUUGUUUCAUUACAUUGAAGUACCAUAGAUCUUUGUGUAGGAGCAACAAGUGGGGUGCAUCCUGCAGAAAAAUGUGUGCAUCAUUCAACCACUUGACAACUGGAGAUUUCUCUGCAACAGUUGAAAUUUUGUUGCAUCUAACUUCCAGAUAUAAAUACAUUUUAUUGUUUGAGGCUAAAUAUACAUGGUCUUCUAUGGACAGUACAAUUCAUUAUGUUGAAGAUUCCGUUACAUUAAAGUUUAACUGUACAAUUUUCUGAGUGCUUUAGCAGUCUAACCUGAUGUAGUGUUUUGCCUUGGUGUUCCUGGAUCUAGAAGAUAGGCUAGCAUUAGGGUGAGGUUGUCUAGAAACCAAAACAAAGAGCAGGGCAUAAUGGUAGUGUCAUGCCUUUGUUACAACAAAACAUCAGACUCAAAAAUAUGUUUUUAUAUCCAAUAUUUGUUAUGGGGAUGUAUUAGUUUCAAGUUAAUAUUAGCAAGAAACAGUUUAAGCUUACUGCAUUAUAUUCAGGUUGGACUGUACUGCUGUUGCAUGGGAACUCUCAAGCACGCUUGAGUCUUUUCAAAUCAAAACUUGAUUCUAACCGAUCGCUGUGACAUGCCACUUUCUAUCAUGCUUCGCUUGACGCUGCUGUGCCCACACCCACUUCAGGCUUCAAUCGCACUGAAAAAGUUCAACGCAGAUCAACUUCAGUGAGAAUCAAAGGUGGCCACGGGGCAGGCAUUUCAGUUUCAGUGGCGUGAUGCGCAGAAUAGUGUGCCCAUACUUUAGAGAUGUUUGUGUGUUGCUGUCUCUGCAACACCUGCAUUUAAGGACUUCUCUGUGCAUGUUUCAACUUUUACAAAAUGACGGCCCUGUUGAGGAUGUUUCUAUCUAAACCAAAGACAAUGAAGCCAGAAAGCUUAGAAGCUUGUGGUUGCAUGUGGCAAUUCAGUCAUCCAGCGGGCUGGCAUAUUUGUCAUGCUCUUUGAAUGAAUGCGUAUUCGAAAGUAAUUUGUGGAAGCAGUUAGAAAUGAAAUGAAGAUGUGUAGGAAAUGAUUAAGUAAGGAAAACAGAAUCGCGUGGAAAGUGCAAUAGCAUAGAAUAGUACCCUCUUUGUGUGUGUGGCUGAACAUGAAAGUUGUGGGUUCCCGAGAAUGUAUGUUUCUGAUCAGUCACAUACUUGCUGCUGUCGGAUGAGCUUAGAAGAGGUCACUGUUCCAGGCAGGUGGAGAUGGUGGCCUGUUUGUACACCUAUUUUAAAUUUGGCAAUACAGGCUAGAACAUUAUGUUUCUUAAAUUCUGUUACAGCAUCUCGCCACGAUUGCUGUCAUUUGCAAUCCACUUAGCAGUUUUAUGGUUGGUCGAAGAGGUAGUUCAGUCACUAAGCCUUUUUGAUGUGCCUGCCUUGUGCACAGUACAGGAAGGUUUGCUCAUUGUUUACAACGGCGUUUUGUGUUCAGCCCGUCAAACAUAUCUCUUUAGUCCUCCAAAAUGCUGCGCCAGGUCCUUUGAAGUCCUUGCGAAUUCUUGACUUUUUUGCACAAUAUACUGCUACAAACCCUGCGGUAACUGCAACACCAGAUUUCACAUCCAUCAUCUUGCUAUUGAAUUCCACAUCUGAGGUGCCUUGAUGCGACACUCAUGCUUUGGCAUCCCGCACUAGAAGUACUAAUGCCUAAUACCCAAUGGAUAGAGAGCGCAACCUUGCAAGUGUUUUGCCUGAACACAAGACUGCUGCUGGAAUGCUGUCCAUCGGUGCCCCAAAGAAGGGAGCAACCUCAAAUUACUGCCACGGACAGGCACGCUUGCGAGGUUGCAUGUGGCUGCCACUGAGUGUGUACAGGAGUGUUUUGUUGAAGCAAGAUGUUGCUUUGCAUGUUAGGAAUAAAGUUUACAUUGUCUUGA
Dermacentor andersoni is the source of this 3720-nucleotide messenger RNA. RefSeq names its product Late endosomal/lysosomal adaptor, MAPK and MTOR activator 2 (gene Lamtor2). Lineage: Eukaryota; Metazoa; Arthropoda; Arachnida; Ixodida; Ixodidae. Gene Ontology annotation, biological process: positive regulation of TOR signaling. The record is from RefSeq and is a predicted model, not a curated record. Gene Ontology annotation, molecular function: molecular adaptor activity; guanyl-nucleotide exchange factor activity.